CCCUCCAUUACAAAAAUGUCCAAGCUCCUUCCUUUCUCCAUUUCUCUUUACGCUCCAACCGCCACAAUUCAACAUCUGUAUCUUAUCUCCAUCGUUUCCUGCAUCAUUCGAGCAUCACAAUGUCUUCAUUUUCUGUUCGUUUUCUUACACCACAAGUAUUGCCUUCCACCUCCUCUUACAGGUCCAAAACAUGUGUUUUUGCCACACCCCAGGUGGCUCAGGUGGCAGCUGCAGACUUGGAAGCGGCGAGGUUGGAGCCAAGGGUGGAGGAGAGAGAUGGGUAUUUCGUGUUGAAGGAGAAGUUUAGGGAAGGAAUUAAUCCUCAAGAGAAGGUGAAGAUUGAGAAAGAUCCUAUGAAGCUUUUCAUGGAAGGAGGGAUUGAGGUUCUUGCUAAGAUGUCACUUGAGGAAAUUGAGAAGGCUAAGGUGACAAAGGAUGACAUUGAUGUUAGACUCAAGUGGCUGGGGCUAUUUCACAGAAGAAAGCAUCAAUAUGGUCGAUUUAUGAUGAGGCUGAAGCUACCAAAUGGGGUAACAACAAGUGCACAGACACGCUACCUAGCAAGUGUGAUAAGGAAAUAUGGGAAGGAUGGGUGUGCAGAUGUGACAACCAGGCAAAACUGGCAAAUUCGUGGAGUGGUGUUGCCUGAUGUACCGGAAAUACUCAAGGGUCUUGAAGAAGUGGGAUUGACUAGCCUGCAGAGUGGCAUGGACAAUGUGAGAAACCCGGUUGGCAACCCUCUUGCUGGCAUUGACCCACAUGAGAUUGUUGAUACCCGACCUUACAACAACUUGUUAUCUCAGUUUAUCACUGCGAAUUCACAGGGCAAUCCUACCAUUACUAACUUACCAAGAAAGUGGAAUGUGUGUGUAGUGGGAUCUCAUGAUCUUUAUGAGCACCCCCACAUCAAUGAUCUUGCAUACAUGCCUGCCACAAAGGAUGGGCGUUUCGGAUUCAAUCUGCUUGUAGGUGGGUUCUUCAGCCCCAAGAGGUGUGCAGAGGCCAUCCCUCUUGAUGCCUGGGUACCCGCAGAUGAUGUAGUCACUGUGUGCAAAGCUGUUCUAGAAGCCUUUAGAGAUCUUGGCAACAGAGGAAACAGACAAAAAACAAGAAUGAUGUGGUUGAUUGAUGAACUAGGAAUAGAAGGAUUCAGGGCAGAAGUAGUGAAGAGAAUGCCCCAACAAGAGUUGGAGAGAGCCUCAUCUGAGGAACUAGUUCAAAAGCAAUGGGAAAGGAGGGACUCUCUUGGUGUCCACCCGCAGAAACAAGAGGGUUUUAGCUUUGUUGGUCUUCACAUUCCAGUUGGUAGAGUCCAAGCAGAUGACAUGGAUGAGCUAGCUCGGCUGGCUGACAUGUACGGUUCAGGUGAACUUAGGCUUACUGUGGAGCAAAACAUCAUAAUCCCAAACGUUGAGAACUCAAGACUAGAAGCCUUGCUCAAUGAGCCUUUACUUAAAGACAGGUUUUCACCAGCGCCAUCUCUUCUCAUGCAAGGAUUGGUGGCUUGCACUGGGAACCAGUUCUGUGGGCAAGCUAUUAUUGAGACAAAGGCCAGGGCUUUGAAGGUGACUGAGGAGGUGGAGAGGCUAGUGUCAGUGACACGGCCAGUGAGGAUGCAUUGGACAGGCUGCCCUAAUACCUGUGGACAGGUUCAGGUGGCUGACAUUGGAUUCAUGGGGUGCAUGGCUAGAGAUGAGAACAAGAUGCCCGUUGAAGGGGUAGAUGUGUUCUUGGGAGGGAGAAUUGGAAGUGACUCACAUUUGGGAGAAGUCUAUAAGAAGGGUGUCCCUUGUAAGAACCUAGCACCCUUAGUUGCUGACAUUUUGAUCAAACACUUUGGAGCUGUUCCUAGAGAGAGGGAAGAAGGAGAGGACUGAUGAAGUAGGAGAAAAAAGUUUAAUUCAUAUUGGUUUUUCUGUACAACUAUGUAGGGAAAGUAAAAGAAGCAGCGGAAGAUGACAAAGUGAAAAGCUUCGUUCUGAUUGUAACAUGAUAGAUUAAUGAAUAUAACAAGUAUUA
Messenger RNA from Rubroshorea leprosula, 2019 nucleotides. Lineage: Eukaryota; Viridiplantae; Streptophyta; Magnoliopsida; Malvales; Dipterocarpaceae. The record is from the annotation of a GenBank genome assembly.